Plasmodium vinckei vinckei is the source of this 1185-nucleotide messenger RNA. Its product is annotated as lipoate-protein ligase 2, putative. The record is from RefSeq and is a predicted model, not a curated record. Gene Ontology annotation, cellular component: mitochondrion. The transcript has a single exon. Lineage: Eukaryota; Apicomplexa; Aconoidasida; Haemosporida; Plasmodiidae. The coding region runs from base 1 to 1185 and encodes 394 amino acids.
AUGGUGAAAAAUGUAAUGAAGAAAAUCGCUCGAAUGACUGAUAUAUUUCAGCCAAUUUUUACACACACAAAUAUUACUAAUAAUAAUAAUAGUAGUAAAAUACAAAAAAAUAUUUUAUAUUUUAUUAAUCUAACAAAUUUACAUAUAUAUGAACAAUUAUUAAUUGAAGAAAGUCUAUAUAGGCUGAGUAGUUGCUUAAGUACCAGACUAAAUAAAAUUGGUUUCUUUGUAAUAAAUGAUACAACAAAAAAUAGUAUUAAAAAUAUAGAAAAUAAUGAUAGGCAAAUAAAGCAUUCUCCCAUUAAUUACUCACCAAAUAAUAAAUGUGUUGUAUUUGGAAUGAGUAGAAAAACAAAAGAGCAUACAAAUGAUAUUAAUUAUAUAAAAAAAAAUAAUAUUUUAUUGAUAAAAAGAUAUACAGGUGGUGGUACUGUAUAUAUCAAUAAUAACUGUAUAUUAGCUUCAUUAAUUCUUCCAAACGAUUUUGAAAAAGAAACUAAACUUUAUCCAUCCAAUAUAAGUGAAUGGACAUUUAAUUAUUUCUUUAAACCAUUUAUACAAAAUGAGACUAAUGAUAAAUUCACUUUCAAUAAAACCUUUCAAUAUAAUGAACAUGACUUUGUUUGUAAAAUAAAUAAUAAUUAUAAAGUAGAUAAUACAAAUUGUAGUAUUAAAAAAGUUGGAGGUAAUGCACAAGCAUUUUCAAAAGAUUAUUUUGUACACCAUACAUCAUUUAUUUGGAAUUUAAAUAAUUUUGAGGAAAUGGAAAAAGUACUAUCAAAUCCUUUAAAACAACCAGACUAUAGAAAUAGAAGAAGCCAUAAAGAUUUUUUAACACCCAUAACUUCAUGCUUACACAAAAAUAUAGACACACCCGAUAUGUUUAUACAACAUUUAGUUACAAAUAUAAAACAUGUUUUAUAUAAAAAAAAUAAAUUAAAUACAGAUGAAAUAUGGUUUUUCAAUAAUAUUCAAUUUAAUUAUAAUGAACAUAAUUUAUCAUUUAUUAAAAAUGAUAUAUUUGAUAAUGUAGAUAAAAUAGAUAUAAGUUUAUUGAAAGAAAUUGUUUAUUUUUAUAUUAACAAUAGUCCUACACAAAAUUUAAGAUCUACUUAUUUUUUGGACAUGUAUGGAAAUAGAGUUUCAGAAUCAUUUUACAAUUUUACCUCGUUUAUUAUGGACUAA